GGGCCCUGAGCUUGCAGAAGGGGAAGCCAGCACGGGCACUGCCAGGGCCUUGGGAGUCCCCAAAAGAGGCAGCCUCUUCAAACCCGCCUGCCCGGCUCCACCCGGCAGGGCUGAGAGCGUCCACUGGAGCUCACUGUCAUCCAGAGCCCUCGCCUCAGCUCCUUGUUGAGAGAACCCUGUUUCUGUAAGGCCAGCAGGAAGGAGAAGGGGGGACGCCCCAAUCCUAACCCUUCAUCUGCCAGGGGAGAUGUAGGCGCCAGCACAGGGCCAGGGUGCAGAGCUCUGACUCAACUUCCAGCUGGAAGGAGACACCAGGUUGCAUCACGCGUCCUCCCUUCGCCCAGGUCUGGAUCGUUUCCCCAUGGUCCUGCCAUUCCCAAGGGCUCUCUGCCAUGGAGGGACCCUUCCCAUCGCCACAGCAACCCCAUCCCCUCCUCUCUCUCCUGGGACACACUGAGCCCUCAAUCCAGCAGGGCUCCUCAGCCAGGCUGGCCUGAGACAUGGGGUGGGCAGGAGGGGACGUGUGGGAUGACUGCUGUGCAAGCAGAGAAAGUCCUCGAGGAUUCGCUCGUGGAGGCUCUGGUGUUUGGACUCUGUGACUUGGCCAGUGGUUUGUGACGCUGGUUUGAGGUGCAGGGAAGGAAAUACCUAUUGGCUGCAUUGAAAUCUGAACCAGCAGGAGCUGGGCAGAUGCAGCUGGUCUCAAGGUCACAGCUCAGCCAAAGGCACGGAAGGUGGGGACCUGGCCAGAGCCUGGGGGUACAUGACCUUUCCCCGCCGGCCAGUGCGGCCGAGCUUCCCUGAUCCCUGAAAGAAAUACAGGCCGUGCGUGCUUUCGCGUGUACGGGGUGCCCACCACACAGGGUCUUUGAAAGCCGGGCUAUGAGCCCUCCGGGGCGGCCACCCCUCCACCCUGCCCCCUGGGCCAGCCUUCCUCCGACUGGGACAUGCCCGGCAGGGGUGACUCAGGGUCCUGCACUUAGUCACGUUCACUUAUAGCUGCAGACUCAGCGCAAGGGAUGGGGAUCGGUCUCCAGGACCCACCCCUGCCCGCAGGACCCCGAGUCGCCUGGCACCGGCCCCCACGCCACUCCCCACAAGGACAGCCAGGGGAGAGAAGCAGCCACACACAUGUGCCUCACCCCGGGGACAGAGAAGACGGUGCCUGCGGCUGAAGACCUGCAUAAGCUACAUGUGUGCUGGACUUGACACAGAGGACACCGUCCAGAUGAAGCAGGCCUGGCCUGUGUUUCUUUCACUUAAAGAAGUGCUUUAUUGUGAAAACUUGUGUAGCUGCCACCCAGGAUAGGAAACGAGACCUCAGAAAUGCUCCUGAAACUCUGCUCGCGGCAGCCACACCCUGGCUUCCUGGGGGUCUCGCCACCUGGGGACGCCCCUGGGAGCAGAGAGCCGGCCACUGACUGCGUCUGCAUUGGAUGUGGGUGGGAUGGCGGCGUGGUGCUUGGUGGGUGCAGACUCUCACAGUCGCCUACGCACCCCCGCAGGGGCAGUGCUCUCCGAGCUGCCGGCUGUGGCACAUGAUCCUGUGGGGACGGUUCCUGCAGGGCUGUCUCCCGAGAGCCUCAGGCUGACACCGCGGGGCGUGGAGUGUGCACUGUACUCGGUCCCAUCUCACAUUUUCAAAAGGGGAUUCCUCCGUCCACACGCCCAGCAGCAGUAAGAGCUCUGGUCUCCGUCUCCCUGACCCUAGUGUUGUCCGGAUUUAGAUGGUCACCAAUCUGACAUGUUAGGGAUGAACGAACCAGAGACUGCAAAUAUGUACCGGCCUCAUUUCCUCCACUGCCAAUGCCCACGCCAGGCCCUGCUUUGAAGCAUCUAGAAGGUUCCGAGUGCUGGCUUCCUCCAUGGUCCUUCCACGCCUGCCUUACUGACAUGAACCACCCCAGGGCUGGGGGUCUGUCAGCGGCACUGUGAUAGGUGGGGCACCGGAGGCCCCAAGAGGGUCCUGCCAGCAUCUCAGAGAGGCAGUGACAGGGCCCUGGACCCCCUUCCUGGGAUCCCGUUGCUGAGGGACACACCUUGGCACCCCAACUCCUCCCUCUCUAGGGCCCCCGGCAGCAUACAGCACAAGGGAGACCCCCGGGAAUGGGAGGGCAAGGGCAUGGCUCCCAUGGGAAGCUAUUUCGGGCAGUCUGGGCCCCAGCCCCAGGCUCCGGGGCCUGGCCACACGUGACCCCCAGGAGGCCAAGGCGGCCUGAGCUGGGUUCACCCUCCAGAUGGAAGCUCUCGUUGCCACUGCCCUGACCCCUGGCACCGGCCACUGCCAGCGUCCUAUCUCACCCAUCUGUGCCUUCCUCCCAUCUGGGCACCAGCACCCUGGCUGCUGGGAGCCAACCCGGGUGAUGGACGACACAGUGCCCUCUCAAGGGACCCUCCGUCCCUCCCCCAGAGCUAUUCCUGGCCCAGGCGCCUCCCCACUCCCAGCCCCCACCUGGCCUGACCCCACAGCUGGGAGCCAUUUGGCCGGGGGUGGGGCAGCCCUGCCUAUAUAAGCCUGGUCCUAGGUGUCCCAGGCACCCUGGAGGCCCAGACCCUCCACAGCUGACCUCUGCACACUCAGCCUGACCACAGCCAGCCCGGCAAUGACAGCGACCUCGCAGGCCCCUGACUAUGGUCCGGAGGAGCCCGCCUCCGAGGUGCCCAAGGUGCCCACGGAGCCCUCGGGAGAAGGGGCAGCAUCGAAGGCCUCAGGGCAGGAGCAGCCUCCCACAGCAACCACUGAGGCUCCUGCCCCCGCAGCCUCGCAGGCCCCUGACCGUGGUCCGGAGGAGCCCGCCUCAGAGGUGCCCACGGAGCCCAUGGAGCCCACGGUGCCCACAGAACCCUCAGGAGAAGGGGCAGCAUCGGAGGCCACGGGGGAGGAGCAGGCUCCCACGGCAACCCCUGAGGCACCUGCCCCCGAAGCCACUACACCUGCACCUCGAAGUGAAGACGUGCCCAGUGUCCCACUGCAGCUGACCAUCGAGGACGUGAGCGACUGCUCGGUGACCGUUAGCUGGGAGCCUCCGGAGAGGCUGGGGAGUCAGGGCCUCCAGGGUUACCUGCUGGAGCUCCGCAAGGAGGGAGCCUCGGAAUGGGUGCCCGUGAACGCUGGGCCCAUGAUGGUGACCCAGCAGACCGUGCGGAAACUGGCCCCGGGAGACAAGUUCUUCCUGCGCGUGGCUGCUGUGAGCCCUGCGGGAGCCGGCCCCCCCGCGACGCUGGACCAGCCCAUCCACAUCCGGGAGAUCAUCGAGGCACCCAAGAUCCGUGUGCCCCGCCACCUGCGUCAGACCUACAUCCGCCAGGUGGGAGAGAUGGUCAACCUGCAGAUUCCCUUCCAGGGGAAUCCCAAGCCUCAAGUCUCGUGGACCCACAACGGCCAAGCUUUGGACAGCAAGAGAGUGAGCGUACGCACCGGGGACCAGGACUCCAUCCUCUUCAUCCGCUCGGCCCAGCGCUCAGACUCAGGCUGCUACGAGCUCACUGUGCGGCUGGAAAACCUGGAGGCCCGGGCAGCCAUCAACAUCCUGGUCAUUGAGAAGCCCAACCCACCCAGCAGCAUCCGGGUGGUGGACGUCUGGGGCUGCAAUGUGGCCCUCGAGUGGACGCCGCCCCAGGACACCGGCAACACUGAGCUUCUGGGCUACACGGUGCAGAAGGCGGACAAGAAGACAGAGCAAUGGUUCACCGUGCUGGAGCGCUACCAUCCGACCACCUGCACCAUCUCCGACCUCAUCGUGGGCAACUCGUACUCCUUCCGGGUCUUUUCGGAAAACCUAUGUGGACUCAGUGACUCGCCCGCCAUCACCAAGGAGCUGGCCCACAUCCGGAAGAUAGAUAUUGUUGCCAAACUUAAAGGGUUUGUUGAGAGAGACUUCUCAGAAGCCCCUUCCUUCACCCAGCCCCUGGCUGACCACACCACCACCUCCGGCUACAGCACCCAGCUCUCCUGCAGCGUGCGAGCGUCACCCAAGCCCAAGAUCAUCUGGAUGAAGAACAACAUGAACAUCCAGGGGGACCCCAAAUACCGCACCUUCUCUGAGCAAGGCGUCUACACCCUGGAGAUCCGGAAACCCAGCCCUUUUGAUUCCGGGGUCUACACCUGCAAGGCCGUCAACAUGCUGGGGGAGGCAUCUGUGGACUGCCGGCUGGAGGUCAAAGGUGAGGGUUGGAGGAGGGUCUCUCCUGAGGGACCUGCCAGGGGGGAGAAUAGGGGAUGCACCUCUCCUGCGAGACCAGCGGAGGCCGAGCCCUGAAAACCCACAGGACAGGGCUGUGCGAUCGCGGGGUGGCUGCCAGGACUGUCCACACUCGGGAGGGCGGCCUAUGUGGGCAGAGGAGGAGGGGUGUCCGCCUGAGAGGUGGCCAUGAGCUGCUCUGGUUUCUCCACCCCCCACCUGGGCCCCCGAGGACCCCCCAGCUCUAACCUGUGGGAUUCUCUUCCAGCCUUAGCCACACACUGAGGAGCACCGAGGAGGCUGUGAUGGAGACACAGGUAAAUGCUGGACCUGCUCCUCUGGGCAGGGGCGGGGCAGGUGAGAAGGGGAGGGGCAGUCAGCGUGGGCACAGGUCUGCAGUCACCCACAGUCCAGAGACGGGGCAGCUGGCAGGCAGGGCAAUGCUGGUGGGGUCUGGGGAGCAGUGAUUUGGUGGACGGUCCAGUCCUGGCUCUGAGUGACCUGGGGCUGGGGUGCCCUCUUGGACCUGUUUCUCAUCAGAAAAGUGGGGCCCACAGGGCAUGCCCACCUUCUCUGUGACGUGGUCCUUAGGUGCUGGACACGGGGGAAGGGGUAGAGCCCAGACACCAGGAAGGAGAGAGGGCCUGCUUUCCCUGCCCUCCUCACCCCUCAGCCCAGUUUGCCAAGACCAGGCUCAUGGCACGUGUUCUCUGCCAGGUGCUGUGGGCCUGAGGGGUCAGGGCCGCCAGGCCCAUACCCGGCACCAUGAGUCUCCAGACCCCCUCUCCGUUGUGAUGACGGACGGACAGCUCUGCUCCCUGGCCCCAGCCUCACCUCCCUCCACCGAGGCGGCAGCCCCGUGCCCAGGAGUGGGCCUGGCAGCCCCGGGACAGGCUUACUGGGCACAAGGGCCCUGGACGGUGCCAAGGUUGCUGUGCCCUGCAAAGAGCUGCAUGCUGGGCAAGAAACAGUCCAAUAAAGUGCAUGUGUGCC
Myotis davidii is the source of this 5174-nucleotide messenger RNA. RefSeq names its product myosin binding protein H (gene MYBPH). Lineage: Eukaryota; Metazoa; Chordata; Mammalia; Chiroptera; Vespertilionidae. The transcript is spliced from 9 exons. Gene Ontology annotation, molecular function: protein binding. The record is from RefSeq and is a predicted model, not a curated record. The coding region runs from base 2604 to 4259 and encodes 551 amino acids.